Naumovozyma castellii is the source of this 2112-nucleotide messenger RNA. It is a transcript of the gene KEX1, whose product is annotated as serine-type carboxypeptidase. NCBI's taxonomy places the organism in Eukaryota, Fungi, Ascomycota, Saccharomycetes, Saccharomycetales, Saccharomycetaceae. The record is from RefSeq and is a predicted model, not a curated record. The transcript has a single exon. Bases 1 to 2112 code for a protein of 703 amino acids.
AUGGUUCACUUGUCGAAAUGGUUGUGGAUAUUAUCUUCAACGUUUUAUGGUACUACGCUUGUAGCAGCUUUGAAGUCCAAGAAGGAUUACUCUGUAGCCCAUGAACUGUUGCCAGGCCUAUCUUCCAUUAAAGAUGCUGCAUUAAUUCCCGAGAUGUUUGCCGGUCAAAUACCAUUAUCUGAUAAGGAAGAUACAAAUGAUUCCAAAUAUUUUUUUUGGAGAUUUCAUGAAAAUAAUAAAGAUCAUGAUACUUUGAUAUUAUGGCUCAAUGGUGGUCCCGGUUGUUCCUCCAUCGAUGGUGCAUUGGUAGAAGCAGGUCCACUCAGAAUAGAUUCAGAAGGGAAGGCUUAUUUGAAUAAUGGAUCAUGGCAUACUAGAGGUGAUUUGGUAUUUGUCGAUCAACCUUUAGGAACAGGAUUUUCAACAUUAGAUAAAAAUAAAGAACAAAGUGAUAACUCAUUUGACAUUGACUUAAAUGACGUAACAAAUCACUUCAUGCAGUUUUUAGAAAACUACUUUCAGGUAUUCCCGGAAGAUCUGCCCAAGAAAUUAUUACUAGCAGGUGAAAGUUAUGCCGGACAAUAUAUUCCUUAUUUUGCCAAGGGUAUACUGGAUCACAACGCCAAAUUGGAACAUGACGCCAUUGAUGAUUAUGAAUAUAAUCUUGAAGGGUUAUUGAUCGGUAAUGGAUGGAUAGAUCCAUCUGUUCAAUCAUUAUCAUAUUUACCCUUUGCAGUAGAGAAUAAACUAAUUGAUGAGACAAACCCAAAUUUUAAAAAUUUAUUAAAUGCUCAUGAACUAUGUCAAAAGAAAAUAAACUCACAAAAAACCGAUGGCAAUUCCCAAUUCUCAUUCGAUGAAUGUGAUAAGAUUAUAAAUCUAUUAUUACAAUAUACUAAGGAUGAAUCUCCAAAUACCCCAGCAAAUCAAGUGUGUUUGAACGUUUAUGAUUUCCAAUUACGAGACAGUUUCCCUCAAUGUGGUAUGAAUUGGCCAGCUGAUAUUUCCUAUGUCUCAAAAUUUUUUAACACCCCAGGUGUCUUAGAGGCAUUGAAUCUUGAUAGUGAUACCACGUCACCCUGGCAAGAAUGUAAUACGAAAGUACAAGAUAAAUUAAUCAAUCCUAGUUCCAAACCUUCCAUAAACUUGCUACCAUCCAUUAUGGAGUCCGGUGUGGAAAUUCUUUUGUUCAAUGGUGAUAAAGAUCUUAUCUGCAAUACAAUGGGUUUACAAAAUACUAUUGAUAAUUUGAAAUGGGGAGGUUCAACCGGGUUUUCUGAACAAUUGGAAUCAUAUCAAUGGAGCUAUAGAAAUCAAUAUGAUUCAAAUUCUGAUUCGAAUGCUGACAAUGAGAUUACCGUCGGUUCAGUCAAGUAUGAUAAAAAUUUAACCCUGGUCAACGUUUAUAAUGCAUCUCAUAUGGUACCUCAUGAUAAGGGCUUGGUUAGUAGAGGAAUUGUAGACAUAUUCUUGAAAAACGUUGUGCUGGAAGAUGUAGAUGAUGAUGUUGAAAAACUAAUCAGUUCAGAUGUCCCAUUAGUUUCUAAUGAGGAAGAAGAACAGGAUUCGCAAAAGGAAAAUGGUACUACUGCAGGUAGUGAAGAACAAAAUGAAGAUGACGAAAAGCAUGAAGACGAAAGCGAAGAAGAAGAUGAAGAAGAAGAAGAUGAUGACAGUGAUGAUGAAGAAGACGACGAUGAAGACGACGAUGAAGACGACGAUGACGAUGACGAUGACGAUGAAGACGACAAUGAUGACGAAGGCUAUUCCACUUUCAGAAAAACAACAAUAAUUGUAUUCAUAGUUUGUUCCCUCUCAUCCUGUAUCUAUAUCAUCUUCUUCUAUGGACGCAGUCAAAGCAAAAACCUGUUCAGCAGACUGAAGAAUCCAAAUAAAAGUGUUACAUGGGCGGAUGAUCUUGAAAGAAAUGCCACUGGUACAACUGAUGAAUGGGAGGAUAUAGAUGAUGAGGAUAAUGAAAUCACAGGCGAUGUCACAGCUGGACUUCAGGAUGAUAACCAAAUUUCAGCUCCACCCAAGACACCAAAGACGAAAAAGAAAGGGAAGUAUUCAAGUGUUCCAGCAGACGAAUUUGAAAUGGACGAUUUUUGA